Neurospora hispaniola is the source of this 675-nucleotide messenger RNA. RefSeq lists its product as uncharacterized. Lineage: Eukaryota; Fungi; Ascomycota; Sordariomycetes; Sordariales; Sordariaceae. The transcript has 2 exons. The coding region runs from base 1 to 675 and encodes 224 amino acids. The record is from RefSeq and is a predicted model, not a curated record.
AUGACCCUUUUGGGGUUACGAUUGGGUAGCUUGGGGCUACUCGGAGCAUCACGAACCGACUUAUCGAGGCGGAUCAGCCGUCAACCUUGGAUCCGGGCCGUUUCCUUACGCCGUGGCCUUGAGGACAGGUCUAGGAACCUAAAAAGGGUGGAAGACUUGACAACUGAUCCCUCACGCUUUCCCGAAGAGCUGGGAAUGCGCAACAGCCCGAGGAAACGAGGGAUUAGCAGCAAUCCAGCAGCCAGCCAAACGGUCAAAAAGAGGGAGUUCAUUGGCUCAUCCGGUCCUCACGCCGCAAACGAGGAGGGUGUCUCGGAUGGGAAAAUCGACAACCAGCCUUGGGAAACACUCGGGCGGCAGUUUGACGCCACGGAAUGCUGCACGACGUCUAUGGAGCGACGUUGUACGAAACAGACCAGAUAUCCCAGCUCCGUGCUCCAAUGUCUCCGACCGGCCACUGGAGCAGACGACAUCUGGAUGAGGCAGUCGGCCGGCGCUCCAUGGCCCAGUGUCCACCAAUCCCCCAUCAUAGGGUCGCAGGAUGGUUUAUGGGAUGUGCCCAACUCGAGUCUAGUCAUUGGUGGCCAAUCGAAUGGGACGGGGGAGGAUGGUGUGCCCAGGAACGUGAAAGAGUCACUCGAUGAUCUUCUCUUGUCUCCGCCACCCGGUCCGUAG